CGAGUACAUGGUUGUGGCGGAGGGAUGCUUGGCUAUAACAAAUUGAUCACAGCCUACAGGUAUAACUUGGGCAUCCUCGAGGGUGAGAGUGGCUUACCUCGGCGCAAAAAUGCCCUAGACGCGUCCUUGAACGUAGCAUGGGCUGACACCGAUACAAAGAUUCGGAUUCGGAGCCCUGAGCAGAACUCGGGUCAGAAUUCGACGGACGGGCAGAGCGUGGCAGAUGGGGUGAGCGGGCGUUAUGGCAAAUUGCUGAAGUGCCUUGUGCCAGACACUUUGAGGACGGCCGAAGCACUGGUGAGCGAGCUGGAGUUGAUGCUUCGUGUGUUCAUUGACUCCGACAAUCCAGAGGCCGAACCGGAAGCUGAUUGCGCUGUGAGGCAAUCCAUUCCAUUUAACGGCAGCUUUCAGAGCUCGAUCGUCGCUCGCUCGAUCCAGGAGGUACCAGAAGAACAUGCGAGACCUUGUUUUUCAUCUUUA
Cladophialophora yegresii CBS 114405 is the source of this 480-nucleotide messenger RNA. RefSeq lists its product as uncharacterized. The annotation marks the transcript as partial. NCBI's taxonomy places the organism in Eukaryota, Fungi, Ascomycota, Eurotiomycetes, Chaetothyriales, Herpotrichiellaceae. The transcript has a single exon. The record is from RefSeq and is a predicted model, not a curated record.